This is a messenger RNA of Mus musculus (house mouse), 3480 nucleotides long. RefSeq names its product basic transcription factor 3-like 4 (gene Btf3l4). The record is from RefSeq and is marked validated. Bases 456 to 932 code for a protein of 158 amino acids. NCBI's taxonomy places the organism in Eukaryota, Metazoa, Chordata, Mammalia, Rodentia, Muridae. The transcript is spliced from 6 exons.
GUUAGAUUUCUGUUUGGGAUUCCAAAGAGACUCGGUAAGCCCGUUUCGCUGUGCACGCGUCUGUGUCUUGCAGGCAAGCACUUUGGAGAAGCGCUGGACCCUUCCCCCCACCCCCACUCGCAUUCGCAGGACUUCCACUCAGGCAUGAUGCAACCAACUGACAUAAGGUCCAAGAAAACCAUGCUUGGGGCCUUUUAUUGCACAACUGAAGAGGUAGUCCGAGGGAACUGGGACAUAAGUCAUCUCAAGCACGUAAAGUGUAAAGCUUCUUUCCGUUAAGUCUGUUGCUUUUUGUAUUGGGUCGAGUUACUACCUAACAAGUCAACUGCCGACUUUCCCUCCUGAUGAGAGUCCAUUAGAGCUCAAUGCUUAGUGAAGGACAUCCAAGGUGUACAACCCGAACUAGACCCCACACCACCCUUCUGUUAAAUCCAAGACAAAAGAUUUGCAACAGCAUGAAUCAAGAAAAGUUAGCCAAACUUCAAGCUCAGGUCCGGAUAGGGGGCAAGGGUACAGCUCGCAGGAAGAAGAAGGUGGUACAUAGGACAGCUACUGCUGAUGACAAAAAGCUUCAGAGUUCACUAAAGAAACUGGCUGUGAACAAUAUAGCUGGUAUUGAAGAGGUGAAUAUGAUUAAAGACGAUGGCACGGUUAUUCAUUUCAACAAUCCCAAAGUCCAAGCUUCCCUCUCCGCUAACACCUUUGCAAUUACUGGUCAUGCAGAAGCCAAACCAAUCACAGAAAUGCUUCCUGGGAUAUUAAGUCAGCUUGGUGCUGACAGCUUAACGAGCCUUAGAAAGUUAGCUGAACAGUUCCCACGGCAAGUAUUGGAUAGUAAAGCGCCCAAACCAGAAGACAUCGAUGAAGAGGAUGAUGAUGUUCCAGAUCUUGUAGAAAAUUUUGAUGAAGCAUCGAAAAAUGAAGCUAACUAAAAUCCUCUGGGUUUUGGAAGCUGGCAUGGACUAGAUUUAACAAUCAGCUCUGUUGUUCCAAAGUUUUACAGACAUGGAGAACACACCUGUUAUUAGUUCAGUAAUAUAAAUAUUUUGUAUAUUAAUGAUGCUGUCUGCUCAGCAGUUCUCGGUCAUUUGAUUUUGCAUUUUGCACUUCUUCCCAGGAUCUAUCUUCCCAGGAUCUGUUCUUUUGGUCAAAAUAUGAAGUAUUGGUACAGUUUGAGGGUGGUUUUUGUUUUUUUGGGGGGUGGAACUUUUGGUGUGUAUGUAUAUGUAUGUGUGUGGGUAUGUGUGUACACAGUGGACAGCAGAUUGGAUAACAGUUAUAUCUUCCUAUUCCUUCCUCCAAUAGAAAUAAAGCAAAUCUUUACAUUUGUUACUUUUUUUUUCCUAACAAAUACUGCACAUAAUUGAUGAAAAGUGAGUACCUCUGAUUGCAGAGCUGAGGCGAGUCCUUCCGUUAGAAGCUUGGUGUUAAUUUGUUGAAUUAACUUUAAUAUUUUUAUACAUUUCUCUGGAUUGAAAAUGUCCUGAACUAUUUUGCCACCAGAUUGCUGCGAGAGUCACAAGAUGGGCCUCUUUGGUGUGGCUACCUUAGACUCACUUCCUAAUCAGGCCCAUACAAUGUCCUUUUUUAGCUUUCUUCCUGGUGCCCUGCCUCCCCACAUAUUGGUCUUUAAAUGAACUGGUCAGCCUUUGAUAUUACUCUUCUCUCCUGCCUAGCUUGAGACAGAAGUUCUCCAUAUAGAAUUGAGAGAGUGCCUAAUUCCUCUUUUUGUUCCUCACCUCGAGGAACAAUGCCAUUGUCAAUGUUUUAUUCCUUUCACAUUUAUAGUUGGUAGAGUUCAAACUGGAAUAGCUAGCAUGUGCUUCCUAAUUAACUUUAUACUCGGCUUAUCCUGUUUCCUAGGUGUUCUUGGUAGCAGGUGCAGGGGUGCCUCUUUUUCAGCAAAGUUGAACCUGGGAAUGUCCUUUUGAAUGAAAAGAACAUGUAGGCCAUAUUAUCUCCUAGCAUAAAUAGGCAUUCUCUGAAAUGGUACUGGCUGCAGGAGAAUUUCUUCAGGCAGUUUCCUAUUCUUGGCCUUGACCUUACCUCUGAGUAGAUCUAAUUGAUUGUAGCUGCUCUUAACCCCCUCCUGCAUGCUUAGGAUAGUGCUUCGGGGGAACAGUGGUAAACACAGUAUUUAAUUGCUUACCUUCUUCCCUAGAACUUGGAGGUAAGUUAUAUUCAUUCACUCAGGUUUUCUUGCUGUUCUGAUAAAAGCUUGUGUUUUGACAUAUCAACAUUUAUUAUAGCCAAUAUUUUAGGAUAAGAUCGAAAGAAUCUGUUGUUUUCUGGCCCAUCACCAAACUAACUGCAGCUUAACCUUGCAGCAUGCCAACUUUUGUUUCAAGCUAGAUAUCUUUCCUUGAUACUUAAGAUGCAAGACCAACAGCAUAUUGAGAGAUUUACAGACAUGAAGGCAAAUCUCCCGUGUUCUUUUUCAUCCAAACAUUUUCAACUUAUUUUAUAAAUUUGUUGAUUUUUUCCCCUGUUAUGUUUUAUAUAUAUGGACGUAACAAAAUAAAUAACAGUAAUAAAAUAACAGUACAAAAGAGGAGAUAUUUCCUCUAGUGCUUCUGUUAAUUGUUGUCUUUUCUAUUUCUCUAUUCUCCAUACUAAAUUAAUUCUCAUGUGGGCAUUGUUUAAAAUAAUCUCAUCCAUUGUUAGGUCAAUAUUUGUAGCUGGUCUACUUACUUCAGAAUUUAGUCGUUCCUUUGCCUGUCCAAGCAAAAGACAGAAGCAGAGAGCAGCGGGCAAUGUUGUAGAUGAAAAAAGAGAGUAUAUCUAGAACUGAGAAAAUGUGUGUCCUGGUCCAGAUUCAGGCUCUCUGUUGCCAUGUUCACCCACAUCACCCAGUAAGGUUCAUCAUCCAUCCAGUAAGGUACUUCUGCGUGUGAGCUUUGUUCUGCUCUCGCAGCUCAGAAUCUCACCUGGGAAUUCUCAAGAAGGGAUUUUGUCAUCUAUUCAAGGAUGUUGUUAUUUUUAUCAGUACUAAUAAACUUUAUAUACAUAUACCCCUUUGCAUUUUGAUCACAUUUUAGUUUCUGAGAGUAAUUCUGGUCAUUAUCUCCUUUUAUCCUGCUGUCAGCAGCUCUCUAUUCUGGUCUUCCUUUUGUAUAAAGGAUUCGAGGAGAGGUGACUCCGUGAUUAAGGGUGCACUGCCCUUGUAGAAGACCUGAGCUUAGUCCCAGCACCAAUGUCAGGUGGCUUAAAACUGCCUGCAACUCAAGCUCCAGGCGUCUGACAUACUCUGCUGGCUUCCUUGGUAACUUCACAUACUUUAUAAUAAAAUUAAAAGAAGCAAUAUUCUUUUUGUCUCAUUUCUAUACUUUCCCUUUUCUGAACAAAAAUAUUUUGAUAUGUUCAACAAAGAAUUAUGUUUUCAAGGUAGGUAGGCAUAGAAUAAAGGUAAAACAUAGGUGAAACUUUAGUAAACUAUAUGGAUCUUGGCAUAAACAUGAAUUAAAUGGUUAUAUUUCUAAA